AUGCCAACCAUUCACCAAUUCACUAAUACAUCAAGCUUAUCACAAUCUUCAAAUCAAGAUGAACACAUCAAGAAAUUCGAUCAAAAUUCGUUACAAAAUUUACAACUGGAAAUUAACUUAUUAAAAAAGUUUGAAUCAAUACCAUCUCAAAAUACAACUUAUGAAGGAAUAGGUUAUAUAAAAUCAUCAAAUUAUUAUAUAAUAUCAAAUAAAGAAAUUUUAAUAAAUUUAAAAUCAACAUUAAAGAACUUGGAUUUUAACAAAAUUGAUUUAAUUGGAUUAACAAAUUUUUAUAAUGAUUCAAUAGUCUAUUAUUUAUCAUCAAUUUUAAAUGUUUCAAUUACCGAAAUUUUAAAUUCAUUAAAUUAUAUAUCUCCAAAACAAUUAAUUAUUUUAAAUUUAAUUAGUAAUGGUAAUAAUGAAUUAAAUUUUAAUUAUAAUAAUAUUUUAAAUUUUCAAAAAUUUAAUGGUUUAAAAGGUAUGACAAAAGAAAUUUAUCAACAAUUAAAAUGUUUAGUUAGAUUUGAUGAAGGUUUAUUAAUUAUUGUUUUAUGUUUAUUUACUAAUUGGAAAGAUGAAAAUUCAUUAUAUCAAGUUAUUAUUGAAAAUGAGAUUUAUGAUCUUCAAGAUAAUCAAAAUGUUAUAGAAAAUGGUGAUGUGAAAAAAAAUGACAAUUUAAAGAAAGAGAAUGAAAAUUGUGAAUUUGAUUGUAUUAAUUUACUUAAAAAAUUGAAUAUUACUUGUACUGAUCAUUUACAAUGUCCAUUAUUUAUACCAAUUGAUAAAUUUGAAGUAAAUGAUGCUGAGGAGAAUGAGGAGAAAACAAUAAUUGAGGAGACAAAUGAGGAUAAAAAUGAGGAUAAAUCAAUAAUUAAUACUGAAGAAACUGAGGAUAAAACAUUAACUCUAGAAGAUGUAAGCUCAGAUCAAGUUAAAAAUGGAAUUAAAAUUCAAAAUAAAUUGGAAUCAACACCAGCAGUUUCUAAUCAAUCAAAUAAUGAAACCAAUGGAAAUGGACUUAAUAACAAUAAAUCUAGUAAAACAUCUUCCUCAACAGAUGAAGAAAAUAAUGAAAAUAAUUCAUCAGAAGAUUUGUCAGAUUCAGAUCAUGAAUAUUUUAAUUUAUUAGAUUCAUUAGCUGAUUUAUUCCCCAAAUUCUCAAAAUCAGAAUUAAAAAUAAGAUUAAAUUCAACUAAAAAUUUUGAUGAAUUAAUUGAAGAAUUAUUUAUUGAAACUGAAUCUAGAGAUAUUUUAGAAGAAGAAGAAGAAGAGCAAGAAGAACAACAACAACAACAACAAGAAGAAGAGACUAUCAAAUCAAAUCAAUCAUCAAAAGAAUCAUUAAUAAUUAAUCCAGGAGAUUCAUUAUCUAAAGAUGUUUAUUUUUUAAAAGAAUUAUUUCCACAAAUUGAAUUAAAGAUUAUAGAUUUUGUAUUAAAACAAAAUAAUGGAGAUAUUAAUGAAACUUCAAAUUCUUUAUUAACUAAUCCAAAUCCAAAUAUUGAUGAAACAAUUGAGGAUCAACAACAAGUUCAAAAUAAACGACAAGAUCAAAAUCAAACUCAAAAUCAAAAUCAAUGGUUUCAAGUUUCAAAUUUAGUUGAUCGUAUUAAAAAAAUUUUAAAUAUAGAAACUAAUAUAAGUAAUAAUGAAAAUAAUGAUGAAAAUAAAGAUCCAGAUACAGAAUCUUUAAAAUUAUAUUUAAAUGAAGAAGAUAUUAUUCAUCAUAUUAGAAAAUCUCAAAAUGUUUAUUAUGAUGCAUUAAUUGGUAUAAUUAAUGAAUGUCAACCAAAAAUUAAAAAAUCAAUUCAAAUAGUUCCGAAAUCUAAUGGUAGUAGUAGAGUUCAAAGAGGUGGGAUUUCAAGAACUUUAAAUUCCAAAAUAAAACCUUCAACUACAACAACAACAAAAUUAGUUUCAUCAACUUAUAAAUAUAAUCCAAAUUUACCCGAAGUUUUAGAUUUAUGGCAUAUUUAUUCAACAAAUAAAUCAUUACAAUUUUUAAAUAAGGAAUUUUUAAUAAAAGCAUUAGAAUUUUUUCAAGGAAAUUGUGAAAAAGUUAUUGAAUUAGCUUUUGAAUUAAAUGAAAAUAAACCAGAUUCUUUAAGUUCUGCAUUUAAAAAGAAUGGGAAAUCUAAAGUUACAAAAUCUAUUCCAAUUAUACCUAAUACUACUAUGUCAUUUACUCCAUAUGUUGAAAAUUCAAAUAAUUCCUUAAAUCAAAAUUUUGAAAAGUAUAAUACUAAAAGAAGAAGAUCAUCUGGAUCAAAUUCACAAUUAUCAUCAACAACAUCAACUUCAACAUCAUCAUUAAAUUCAAUACAAUUAGAAAGGUAUAACAAUUAUCUACAAAAUUCAGAAUUAGAUUUACAUAGAUUAACAUCAAUAGAAUCAUUACAAUUAAUAAAAUUUACUUUAAAAAAUUGGUGGUCAACUGAGUUGAAGCUUCGAAUAGAAGAUGGUAAAUUAAAUAAAUAUGGUUCAAUUAUAAAAUUUAUUGAUCCUUUAUUAAUUAUAACUGGUAGAGGUAUACAUUCAAUAAAUGGUCAAAGUAUUAUUAGAAAAUUUGUUAAAGAUUAUUUAUUUAAAAAUAAAUUUAUAUUUGAUGAAGAAUUAGGUAUAUUUUUUGUAAAAGGUAAAAAGAGUUAA
Molecule: messenger RNA, 2649 nt
Organism: Lodderomyces pseudojiufengensis
Lineage: Eukaryota; Fungi; Ascomycota; Pichiomycetes; Serinales; Debaryomycetaceae
Exons: 1
Coding region: 1-2649 (882 amino acids)
Molecular function (GO): ubiquitin binding
Source: RefSeq, a predicted model, not a curated record